Molecule: messenger RNA, 6198 nt
Organism: Rattus norvegicus (Norway rat)
Lineage: Eukaryota; Metazoa; Chordata; Mammalia; Rodentia; Muridae
Source: RefSeq, a predicted model, not a curated record
CGACUUCCGGGGGAGGGAGGAAGCGGGAGUAUGUUAAGACUAAUGGAUUUAGUUUCAAUCAUGGAGGUCUGUCAGGUGAGGACCUAGCUCCCAAAGCCAGCGCUGAGUCUACAACUUCUCCUAAGAGGUGUUCCGGCCGGCGUUGGGGUCUCUGCGGAGGCGGCUAAAUCGGCCGCAGUUUCUGCCAUGGUUGCGCCCGCUGUGUUGCGCGCUCUGCGUAAGAACAAGACCCUUCGCUAUGGAGUUCCCAUGUUGUUGCUGGUUGUUGGUGGUUCUUUUGGUCUUCGCGAAUUUUCACAAAUCCGAUAUGAUGCUGUGACAAUUAAGAUUGAUCCUGAAUUGGAGAAAAAAUUGAAAGUGAAUAAAAUAACUUUAGAGUCAGAGUAUGAGAUUGGAGCCUAACUUAACUGUCCUCUGAGAGGCUCCACCCAACAGCUGACUGAAACAGAUGCGGAGAUUCACACCUGACCAUUAGAUGGAGCUCGGGGAGUCUUGUAGAAGAGGUGAGGAAAGGACUGAUGUACCAGAAGAAGACAGAGACUUCAAGGGAAGACCAUGAGUCAACUAACCUGGACCCUUGAGGGCUUCCAGAGACUGAACCACCAACCAAAGAUAGAUCCUGGGCCGGACCUAGCACUGCUACACAUAUGUAGCAGAUGUGCAGGUUGGUCUUUAUGCUGGUUCCCCAACAACUGGAAUGGGGGCUAUCCCUGAAUCUCUUGCUUGCCUAUUGAUCCAGUUCCCCUAACUGGUCUUCCUUGUCUGGCCUCAGUGGGAAAGGAGAUGUCUAGUCCUGCAGUAACUUGUGCUGUCAGUAGGAUUGCUACCCAAGGCAACGUCCCCCACUUCUCAGCGGAGAAGGUGAAAAGAGAAUGGGGGGGGAGGGUUUUUGUGAGGAGUACUGAGAAAGUGUGAUAUUGGGAUGUAAAAUGAAUAUAUAAAUUCAAAAACCACACACACAGCAUGCCACACAUAGCGCAGAGAGAGAACUAGAAGAAAUAUUCAAAGCAAGAGAUGAAUGAGUCAAAAGAACAAAAAGCAUUAAAAAAAAACCUAAAAGGACUAUUUGAUUCCUCCAGAAGAUUAUAUAAAUUCUCAACCAAUAAAUUCAAUGACACCAAAACAGGUAAAAUGCAGAUGAAUGUUAUCAACAUGAAAGGAAAACUCAGCAAAUUGUAUGAGGAAAAGCAUAGGUGUGGAUAGAAACCCAGCAAUACCAGAAAACACUUCAGCGAGGAAAUUGGGAUUUUUGAAGAAAAAAAUAGAAAUGUAGAAGUGGAAAAGAGAAACGUUCAAAUAUGAAACUCGGGGGAAAGUAACAUUUGCCAAUGGUGGGGCCUGGCAGAGAGAGAGAGAGAGAGAGAGAGAGAGAGAGAGAGAGAGAGAGAGAGAGCGCAUCAAACGGGGAUAACAAAAAGGACAAAAUACUUCACUCAUAUCAGUAAGGAAAAAUAUAUAAUUGACUAUAAGCACAAAAGCCAAGAAUUCUGGGAUAUGAUCAAAAGAUCAAUCUUCAGAAUCUAUGGGCUAGGAUAAGGAACUAGGCUUCAAACUAAUAGCAGGAUGAAUUUGUUCAAUGAACUUAUACCUCAUUUCCCCAAAUCUAGAGAAAGAAAUAGAUAUUAAAGCAUAAGAUCCAAAUUAAUGAAAUUAAAGAUGAAAAAAAGUUUUUACUAUAGCUUCCAGUUUAACACAGAGAAUUAUUACAAUAUACUUUGAAAACUUGUAUUUCAAAACAUUUAUUUAUAUAUAAAACUUUAUAUUUCAACAAACCUGGAAUAUACUGAAGAAAUGGAUAAGUCCCCAGACAAAUAUAAACUGCCAAAUCACAAAUGUUAACAAUCUGUACAGAUAUGCCAAUAAACGGGAGUGAGACAGUAAAAACAUGUUCCCCAACAAAGAAAAGCCAAGAACCAAGUGAGUUCACUGUCAAAUUCUCCCAAAUCUCAGAAGAAGAGCAAGCCCCCAAACUCUUCAAACUGUUAAUAUGAUUGGAAGAAAAUGAGUGUAAGCAAAUGCAUGCUACAUGCUAACACUGUCUUUAUACCCAGGCAGGAUAAGGACACGCUGAGAAAGAAAACUGUGCAUCGAUUGCCAAUUUGCAGCUAAACUCUUGAAAAUUAAAUUCAAGAGCACAUUAAGUGGGCAGGAAAUAUAGCUCAGUUCAUAGAAUUCUUGUCUAUCUGGCAUGCCUGAAGCUAUAGAUUCAACCCCUAGCACCACAAACUGAGUGUGGUGAUGCAUAAGUCUCAGUAAAAGCAGGAGUUCAAGGCUACCCUUAUCGAUGGAGUAAGUUCAAGGUCAACCUGAGAUACAUGGCAUGAUGUCUUAAAAGUGUCAAAGGAAAAUAAAACAGAAAGAGAGGAACAUAUUAAAAAACAUGUAUACCAUGACUGAGCUAUCUUCACUCUAGGAAUGAUGCAAGGUGGGUUCAAUAUAUGCAAAUCAAUAAGUGAGAUCCAGCACAUGAACAACCACAAGGGACAGAAAUCACACGAUCAUCCCAGACAAUGAGAAAAGACCUUGACAAAGCUAAAUGGCCCAUCAUGAUGGAAACCCUGAAAAAAAAAUAGAAGGAAUAUACCUCAACACAAUAAAGGCUGUAUGACAAACUUAUAGUCUACAGUAGUCUAACUAGAGAAAAACUGGCAUUUCCUCUAGAAUCUGGAAUGAGAAGGGCAUGUGUCCUGUCUUCCCUGUUACUCAAUAAAGCACUUAACAGCCUUAGGCCAAUGAGACAAGACAAACAAACAAAAACUAGAAAAGGAAGAAGUCAACAUAUCUAUUUUCAGAUGACAUGAUCCUGUGAUAAAAUGAUCCUAAAGACACUAUUGGAUAAUUCUUAAGCCUGAUAAACACUUUCAGUAGAGUAGGAUGAUACAAAAACCAGUAGCUUUAAUACCAACGGUAAGCCUUCUGGCAAAGAAUUCAAGGGGAAAGUGUGAUUUGCAAAAGUUAAAAAAAAAAAAAGCCUCGUAAUAAACACAACUGAGGAGGUUGAAACCUCUGCCUACGUUGAAAACUUUAGAUACUGAAGACAUCCUGUGUUCAUGGAUGGGUGGGAUUAAUAUUAAGGAAAUAGUUGUAUUACUGAAAACAAUCUAUAAAUCUAUCUAUCUAUCUAUCUAUCUAUCCAUCUAUCAUCUAUCUACUUACCCAUCUGUCAUCUAUCUAUCUAUCUAUCUAUCUAUCUAUCUAUCUAUCUAUCUAUCUAUCUAUCCUUGAUGCGGCUCUUACAAUCUUCACAGAAAGGGGCAGAGGGGUAAGUCCUAAAAUUCUUAUGUAAGCACAAAAGGCUUCAAAUGUCCAAAGUAAUCUUUAGUAGAAUGACCAAUGCUCCAGACAGCAGAGCAUAUGACGUCAGUUUAUGUCUUAGAGCUAUUGUAACAAAACAGCAUGGUACUCUCACAAAAGCAGUCAUAUAGAUGAAUAAAAUAGAUAGGACCUAGAAAUAAACUCACACAGUUACAGACAACAACUCUUUGACAAAGCAGAAACAUACAACUGGGAAAAGAAAAAUCUCUUCAACAAAUGGUUGAAGAGAUUCCCAUAUGUUAAAAGAAUCAGAAUGGGAUCAAAGGCUUUUAUGUAGGACCUGAAACUUUGACUCUGCUCGGAACAAAUGUAGGGUAUGUAGUUCAAUGUAUAGGCAUAGGCAAAGGUUUUCUGAAAUGGAUUCCAGUAGUGCCUGGAAUAAUACCCAGACUUACGGAAGGGGUUGAAUGAGAUUCAAAGGCUUCUGCACAGCAGAGGAACUCAUCUGCAGAUAAGAGACAGCCUACAGAAUGGGAAAAUGUUUUUCAGCUACAUAUCAAACAGGGGGAUUCAUACACAGGAUAUACCAAGAAUACCAAACUGCCAAACCAUUCAAUUGACACAUAGGCCAAUAGACUGAAAUUCUUUUUUAAAAUGCCCAAUAUCUUUAGCCAUCACGGAAAUGUAAAUUAAAAAUGCUUGCAAAUUCUAUCUCUCCUCGGGUCAAAAUAGUUAUCAUCAAAACCAAAAAAUCCACCAAACAAAAAGAAAUAAGGCCUGGAGAGAUGGCUGGGCAGGUAAGGCUGCUUUUCUCAAGGACCCUGGUUUGAUUUCUAACACUCACAUUAUCUGUAACUCCAGAUCUGACAUACUCUCCUGGCCUCUAUAGUCAUACACACAUGGCACACAAACACAGCUGCAAGAAAACACAUAUACACAUAAAAUAAUUUAAAAGGAAAAGAAACUCUAUUGAGAAUGGGAGGGGAAAGGACUCCCUUAUUCACUGCAGCAAGGUAGGUAAAUGUGAGUGACCACUGUGGAAAUCAGCCUUGUAAAACUGAAGAUAUGAGAGGCCUCAGCGUCUAACAAGAGAUGAAUGGAUAGAGAAAAUAUGGUACAUAUACACAGUGUAGUUAUAUGCAGCCACAAUAAAAAAAAAAAAACAAAAACAAAACCAAAAAACGAGAUGACAUUUGCAGAAAAAUAGAAGCGACUGGAAAUCAUCAUGUUAAUUAAAAUAAUCAAGAUUCAGUGAAACAAAUAGUGCUUGUUUUCUCUCAUGUGAAAAACCUAUAUUUAAAACUAUAUUUAUGCACAUGUAUGUGUGUUUAUUUAUGUAUUGUGAUGAGCGUCAGGAGAUAGGAGGAUGAGGUUUUAAGUGAGAUGAGAAACUGAGUAACGAUACCAUAAGAAAGCAGAAGUGAGGCCAGAAGUGGCGGUGAAAGGUCUUUGAUCCAAGCACUUGGGAGGCAGAGGCAGUCGUAUCUCUGAGUUCCAGGACAGGACAGCCAGGGUUAUGUAGAAAGACGCUGUUUCAGAAAGGAAGAAAAAGGAAAGAUAGGAGGCAUGGAGGGAGGGGGGAAGGGAGGAAGGGAGAAGUGGGAACUAUCUGGGAGAGGAGAUGGAACCAACUAGAAAUGGGGAGGAAGGGAACACAUAAGAACAAAGGAUGAUGACACAUAUGUAUGAAAAUAUGAUGAAAGCCAUUGUUUAUACACUAACCUACAAAGUUAAUUACAAAAUUAAAAGAACCUAUCACAAUAUCAUGCCAAUUAACAUGACUACAUGUGAAAUAGACAAAUUCUUUGAGAAACACAACUUACUACUCUGAAAUAAAAGCUAGUGAGUGCACAUGUACCUUAAAUUUACACGCAAUGUUGUUGUAUGAAGGACAGAACAGUAUGUUAGCCAAAUAUGACGCCCAUGGAAGCCUGGAGAGGUGAAGAAAGGAUUCUUCCUACAACACAUGUUAUACUUUAGUUUCAGCCCAGUGAAACUAUGCUUAACUUCCAGCCUCCCAAACGAGAUAACAAAUUUUCUUUUAAACUUCUUUUUUUUUUGUUUUGCUUUGUUUUUUGUUUUGAGACAGGGUUAUGUUAUGUAACCUAGGGUGGUGCCUCACUCUCUCUGCUGGAAUGUGUGUGCAUGGUGGCACUCACUUUAAAUCCCACCACUGGGGAGGCAGAGGCAGACUGAUCUUUUCGAGUUCAAGGCCAGCAUGGUCCACAAAACAAAUUCCCGGCCACCCAGGGCUACAGAGUGAGACUUCUAUCUCAAAACAAGACAAACAAGAAUAAGCAAAAACAAAAAAGAAACUGGCUUUCCCCAGUAUUCUUCCAAAGCAUAAAGAAGAGGGGUUACCUCUUAGCUCGCUUGAUAAAGCUAAAAACUUUGAUAUCAAAGUAAAUAGAAAAAAAAGCAGGCCAAUCUUGGAUUUGAAUGUAGACAGAGAAAUUAACAAAUGACAAGUGAAUGAAAUUGAGUGACACAUUUAAAGAGACAAUAGGACGUAGCAGUGUGGUUACUCCAGGAAUGUUAGGAUGAUGUCAUAAAAGAAGAUAUCUCACAUAGAUGUCUCAAUAAAUGGAUUUGCUAAUGUUUAACACACAUUCACGAUUUUAAACCUGAACAGUGAAAACAAAUCUCAAGAAACUGAAGAGAGGAAUUCCACUCCUCCAAAAAUUUUCUAUAAAGCACAAACAGGAAUGUCAUGGCUAAUGAGACAAGAUGGAAAGGACUUUCACUGAGCUGAAGAAAGAAACAGAAAGGCCUGCCAUGCCCACUUCUACUGAGCAUAUUUUAAAUCCUAACCAGUGGGGGAAAAAUAAAGGAUUCCAAAGAAAGAAACCUGUAAACACAGUUACAUGAAAAAAAAAAAAAAAGCAGAGUGAAACAGCUGCAGAUAUGUAUGUCAUUCAAAGUAAACUUCAUAGCCCUGCAAAC